Messenger RNA from Anneissia japonica, 1692 nucleotides. Its product is annotated as mitochondrial mRNA pseudouridine synthase Trub2-like. Gene Ontology annotation, molecular function: RNA binding; pseudouridine synthase activity. Gene Ontology annotation, biological process: RNA processing; pseudouridine synthesis. Bases 114 to 1109 code for a protein of 331 amino acids. The transcript has 7 exons. Lineage: Eukaryota; Metazoa; Echinodermata; Crinoidea; Comatulida; Comatulidae. The record is from RefSeq and is a predicted model, not a curated record.
UAGCUAAGCCAUAGGUCAUGGACAUGCUCUGUUGAUCAUUGGUCUGGUUGGUUCAUGCUCCAUGCUCGGGUCAUCAAAAUGCUGCAACAAAACACCACAUACGUAUUACGUACAUGUGGUUAAAACAACAAAACAAAACUUAUUUUGUUUUAUCCGUUACUACUAUAAAGUCCAAGACGAUGAGCUUUAGAAAAUUGCACGGCUUGUUUGCUGCUCAUAAACCAGCUGAUUUGUCAUGCUAUCAUUUGAUUGGAACCCUUAAGACAAAUUUGCUAAAAGAUUUAAAUGCAAGUUCAAAGUUAUAUCUUCCCAAGUUAGUGAAGGUGUCAGCAGCAGGGAAGGAUACGGAUGAUAAACAGUUAUGGAAAGUGGAGGAAAAGGAAGACUUGCGAUAUCAUCCUCUAGUUGCAGGCCCGUAUUUUAACAUGCUAAAUAUUCAAAUUGUGUCUGGUGGUUUGGAUACGAAAUCCUCAGGUGUUUUAGUAUUAAGUGUAGGCAAAGCAUCUAAGUACAUCUCUGCUUACCAGAAGGCUCUGUUACCAAGACAGUACCACAUUGAUAUCCAACUUGGCAUAGCAACUGAUAAUUAUGAGCCAGGUGGUAAAGUUAUUCUGAAGUCCACAUAUCAUCAUAUUUCAAGAGAGAAGUUUGAUAGAGUUGUUGCUGGACUUACAAAGGCAUCCAAACAGUACAAUACAAAUUAUAGUGGUUUAGACAUGCAGUCCCAAGAGGCAUAUGAUCUAGCAGUUGCUGGUAAGCUAGAGACAGUUACACUGUUUAACCAGCCCUCUAUUUUGUCAGCACGGUGUUUGAAUUUCAACCCACCUCAUAUUAAAUUAGAAAUGGAAUGUCUGAAUGAAGAUAGUGAAUUCCUUCGGGAAACUGUAGAUUUCCUUGGUAGAUCACUAAGAUCAUCUGCUGUAGCAUUUCGAAUAAACAGGAUAAAAGAUGGACCAUUCACUAGUAACAAUUCAUUACUACGAAGACAGUGGACUUUGUUCAACGUUGCACAAUCUCUUCAAGAAAGCAAAGAGAUAAUAAAACCAUUCAUUAAAAACAAUAAAACUGUUCUGGAUAACUUACAUGAGGAAGAAAUAGCUACAACAUGACUUGGAAAUUCCCUCCUUGCAACCUGACAACAGACUUUCUGAAUGAUUAAUUAUUUUGAAACCAUGACAGUUUGUUGGUUAAUGUAUUUGUCUGCUGCAUUCAGUACGAAGUUGUACACUUUUAUUUAACGGUAUACAGUUGGGUAUGAAGGCACACUUCUAUUUAAUAGUAUACAGUACGAUAUGAAGUUGUACAGUUCUAUUUAAUGGUAUUCACUAUGGUAUGAAGUUGUACACUUCUAUUUAACGGUAUACAGUACAGUAUGAAGUUGUAUACUUCUAUUUAACGGUAUACAGUACAGUAUGAAGUUGUACACAUCUAUUUAAUGGUAUACAGUACAGUAUGAAGUUGUAUACUUCUAUUUAAUGGUAUACAGUACAGUAUGAAGUUGUACACUUCUAUUUAAUGGCAUACAGUACAGUAUGAAGUUGUACACUUCUAUUUAAUGGUAUACAGUACAGUAUGAAGUUGUACACAUCUAUUUAAUGGUAUACAGUACAGUAUGAAGUUGUACACAUCUAUUUAAUGGUAUACAGUACAGUAUGAAGUUGUACACAUCUAUUUAAUGGUAUACAGUACAGU